UCAGAAGGACCCUCUGGCUUUGGAUGGGAAGGAGUCCCUUCAAAGUGACGAGCCAUCGUUCGAUUGGCAUCCCGUCAUCUUGUCGGCACCUUCCUGCGAAAAGAAGUGGUCGCCCACCACGCUUGAAUAACAGCAUUAUCCAUCGUUUCUCUCUAUUCUCCUCGACUCUUCACUCUCUCCCCAUCUUCCACUUCGACGCAACUCACAUUUUUGGUCGACCAUCUUCCCACUGCCCUUCUGAAAAGUAUUGUUACAGCACCGCUUCUUCACUCCUCCUCCGCUCACCCCCAUCAUGACCUGCCGCAUCGCGCUGCUUUUCGGGGCCCUAUUCUUCGCUCUCCCAAGCACAGCCAGGAACACUGAGCUCAGGAAAACCACCUCAAGAGUCCCGCCCGUUCUCGCGCCCAAUUGCCGUUAUGUUCAGAUACCACUCGGAAACAUCUCAGCUGACAACGUCGACUUCCCACGAACAAGGAGAAAUGUCGACUUCAAUUCUCCAAAAGACGUGACCAAAUUCUUCUCCUCUUGCCUUGACCCUCAGAUGUACGAGGAUCCUGAUGAGAAUACCACGAAACUCAUUGUGGAGAGGAACGUUACCAUCCACGGCAUCCUUUGCCGACCAGAAAGGCCAGUCGCUGCGCAAGAUCGUCGGAUUCAUCUAAUGGUCCACGACGCGACAUACGACAAAUCUAUGUGGCAUGGGCUCGGUAUACUAGAGUACAGUUUGGCAGAUGCCCUGGCGUCUGGUCUUGGUGGUUCCUACACCCUAGCCAUUGACCUUUGGGGUCAUGGAGACAGCCAUGGCCCGACAUAUCCCGACCCUUGGCAGGUACUCCAACCCCCGUUCCACGUCGAGGUCUUGCAUGAGCUCGCCGUCCGACUGCGCACAAACCAGCAUGGCCUCUGGAUGGCCUUCAAGAACGUAACAUAUGUUGGACAUGGCUUUGGUGCCCAGCUCGGCAGUUAUCUCAUCGAGGAUUUUCCCAAUGACGUCGAUGCAUUUGUUGGAACCGGACUCCCCACGGGCUCAAAGAUGACGCCUCGCCCGAGUGAAUGGAUGCUUGCGCCAGCACACUCUACAGAUCCGAAAUACCAGGACCAGCCGCUAGGCUACUUUACUGGGGCAGUGACUUCUUUCCUUGACCGAAGGAACAUUCUGUACGGGGGCAUCUACGAUGACGACUUGGCUGUACUGGACUUUCUCAGUCAAGAUACCAUUACUGGCGGCGAAGCCUGCUGGAGCGGAUCUUACCUUUCGAGCGAAUGGCUCGGUUCAGCCUUCAGCUUCAAGGGCCAGGCAUGCAUCGUCGCUGGAGAAUACGACAGAAUUGCGUGCGCCGAUGGGCGUGAGUGCAAGGAGAGAUUACGGGGCGUCUGCAGCAAGGUAUUUCCCGAUGCUAGCUCAUGCAAGAGCAAUGUUCUGGGAAGCACAGGCCAUGCCUGGAUGCUGCACAGGAUUGGUGUCAAGCUGGCAAACUCGGUUCGCAGCGCCUCGGCACUUGGAGGCUCUUGGGGAAAUUUGUGCUCGGUGAUUAGCUGA
Molecule: messenger RNA, 1540 nt
Organism: Podospora bellae-mahoneyi
Lineage: Eukaryota; Fungi; Ascomycota; Sordariomycetes; Sordariales; Podosporaceae
Exons: 2
Coding region: 293-1540 (415 amino acids)
Source: RefSeq, a predicted model, not a curated record